AUGGCAGCACGCACGGAGGAGGAAGGUUUGCGAGGGGGAUUCAGAAACCCGUCUGGCAAGGACCUUCACCACCUCAUGGCUGCGAAGCCAGAGGAGCUGCCUGCCCCCCCAGCACAGCCUCGGGGAAGCGCGUGCGGCCCCAAGCUUGCAACGCCGCCUUCUUGCGACAUCUCCAGUCCUUCGCACACAGCCUGGCUUUUGACAGCUUGCCCGAGUUUUCUGUGGUUCCUGCUGGCCGGUGGUACGGUCACCUGGCGCUCAGGAGCUUGUGACCGGGUAAGGACGCUUCUCCUGCUGCAGGCCGCCUUUUACGUGCUGGGCCGCAGGGCCAUUUUUGUGGUUAUGCUGGGCAUGGCCGAGACAGGGGAUUUGGCUUCUGUGCAAUUAACAGGAACUCCAAAUAGAUGGGAGGUCUUGUCUGCAGCUCCUGCCACUAUAAAGGAUGAAGCUGGUAAUAUAGUACAGAUUCCAGGUGCUACCACAGUAACUUCAAGUGGGCAGUAUGUCCUUCCUAUUCAGAGUUUGCAAAAUCAACAAAUCUUUUCUGUUGCACCAGGAUCAGAUUCGUCGAAUGGUACAGUGUCUAACGUACAAUACCAAGUAAUACCCCAGAUCCAGACAGCGGAUGGUCAGCAGGUUCAACUUGGCUUUGCAGCCUCUUCUGACAAUAGCAGUAUAAACCAAGAAACUGGUCAAAUUCAGAUAAUUCCUGGCUCUAAUCAAACCAUCAUCGCCUCUGGAACACCUUCAGCUAAUAUUCAGAAUAUCUUAUCGCCGUCCGGUCAAGUCCAGGUUCAGGGAGUUGCAAUCGGUGGUUCGUCUUUUCCUGGCCAAGCACAAGUAGUUGCUAACGUCCCUCUUGGACUGCCAGGAAAUAUUACUUUUGUACCCAUCAACAGUGUUGAUCUAGAUUCUCUGGGACUUGGCAGUGGUUCUCAAACCAUGACAGCAGGCAUUAAUGCAGAUGGGCACUUGAUAAAUACAGGACAGGCCAUGGAUAGUUCAGAUACUUCUGAAAGGACUGGUGAGCAAGUUUCUCCUGAAAUUACAGAAACCGCCACUGAUAAUGACUUAUUUGUGCCAACAUCAUCUUCAUCACAAUUGCCUGUUACCAUAGACAGUUCAAGUAUAUUGGAACAAAAUGCAAACAACUUGACCACAACUAGUGGUCAAGUUCACAGUUCUGAUCUUCAGGGAAAUUACAUCCAGACAUCAGUCUCUGAUGACACACAGGCUCAGAAUAUUCAGGUCUCCACAGCACAGCCAAUUGUACAACACAUACAGCUUCAAGAGUCUCAACAGCCAACCAGUCAAGCCCAGAUUGUACAAGGUAUUGCGCAACAGACAAUCCACGGUGUGCAAGCGAGUCAAAGUAUAUCUCAACAGGCUCUUCAAAAUCUUCAACUGCAGCUGAAUCCUGGAACUUUUUUAAUUCAGGCACAAACAGUGACGCCUUCUGGGCAGAUAACCUGGCAGACAUUUCAAGUGCAAGGAGUUCAGAAUUUGCAGAACUUGCAAAUUCAGAAUGCACCUGGUCAACAAAUAACUCUAACCCCUGUGCAGACUCUCACUCUUGGUCAAGUUGCAGCAGGUGGGGCGUUGACGUCAACUCCAGUUAGUCUAAGCACUGCUCAGUUGCCAAAUCUACAGACAGUUACAGUAAACUCUAUAGAUUCUGCUGGCAUUCAGCUGCAUCAAGGAGAAAAUGCUGGCAGUCCUGCAGAUAUUAGGAUUAAAGAAGAGGAGCCUGAUCCAGAAGAGUGGCAGCUCAGUGGUGAUUCUACACUGAAUACCAAUGAUCUAACACAUUUGAGAGUACAGGUGGUAGACGAGGAAGGGGACCAACCGCAUCAAGAGGGAAAAAGACUGCGACGAGUAGCUUGCACAUGUCCCAACUGCAAAGAAGGUGGUGGAAGAGGUAAUGUCUUAGGCAAAAAAAAAGCCCAUAUUUGUCACAUACCAGGGUGUGGCAAAGUAUAUGGGAAGACUUCACAUUUGAGAGCUCAUCUCCGCUGGCAUUCUGGAGAGCGUCCGUUUGUUUGUACUUGGAUGUUCUGUGGCAAAAGGUUCACCCGCAGCGAUGAGCUUCAGCGACACCGAAGAACGCACACAGGUGAGAAGAAAUUUGUCUGUCCAGAAUGUUCAAAACGCUUUAUGAGAAGUGACCACCUUGCCAAACACAUUAAAACGCAUCAGAAUAAAAAAGGUAUUCACUCUAGCAGUACAGUGCUGGCAUCAGUGGAAGCAACACCUGAUGAUACUUUGAUUACUGCAGGAGGAACAACACUUAUUCUUGCAAAUAUUCAACAAGGUUCUGUUUCAGGAAUAGGAACUGUUAACACAUCUGGCACCAGCAAUCAGGAUAUUCUUACCAACACUGAAAUACCUUUACAGCUUGUCACAGUUUCGGGAAACGAGACAAUGGAGUAAAUAUUACACAAGAUACCUAUUAAUUGUGGUUAUUUUUAUACAGUAGUGAGGAGAAUAUUGUUCCUAAGUUCUUAGAUAUCUUUUUAUUGAUGUGCAAAAAUUUUUGGAUUGACAGUAACUUGGUUAUACAUGACACUGAAAUGCCUUACUUUGUAUGAUAUUCCAUAGUAUAUUAAAAUGGUAAAAUUGCAUGGGUUUUGUAGGUACUUUUGGAAACAAGAAGAGAUGAAAUUUUACCAAGUUAUAUUAAAAAAAAAAGAAUUUAACGAUGGAAAUGGUAGUCUAACCAAAUGCAUCAAUCCUGUGUGGUUUAGUGUAAAAAAAAAUGAGAACAUGUUGGUAUUUAUCUAUUGUAAGAUAAAAGAAGUUGAUGGGUGAAAAGAAAUCAUGUUAUGAUAAAAGAAAUUUUGUAAUUUUCUUGAUGACUGGAAUUUUUAUUAUGCAUAACUGACAAAUCAAGUUUCCAAGCAAAUGUUACAUAGUGUAGGCUUUACUUAGCUCAUCAACUUGUCAUUUUGAAGCUAAUUAUUUUAAUUAGGUUAACUAUGUACAAUAUUUUAAGCAUUACUCUUGUAAGAUUUUGAAAACUACAUUUUAACAUGGAGCUCUAGGGAUAGUCACCUUUUAAAUCCUAUUGAAAAGCCAUGUUUAAGAUUUAAUUUGCCAAAAUGAUGUCUUGUUAAUAUUCUUUCAGUAACCAAGGUGGGCAAUAUAACCAAUGUUUAAAAAGCUUAAAAUGUUAAAAAAAUAAAUAUGUAUAGGUUGAGGCAUUUGGGUGGUAAGGCAAAUGUUAUAGUGAAGUAUAUCCCUUCUUUUGAACAUUGGAGGACCAAAAAUAAGGUGUAUUGCGUCUCAGCAGUGAUUUUUAUCAAAUCUUUUUCCAAAAAACAUCUGUCUGCCAGGGCCUUAAAAGCCAUCAUGUAAAUUACCAGUAAAAUAUAACAUAUGCAAAUACAACAGAAAAAUCACUUCCAUAUUGACAGUACUCCCAAACGUAUGGAUAUAGUCAUAGUGAACUAGGGGUUUUAUGAGGUUUUUAUUUGUUUGUUGUUUAGUUUUUGGUUAGUCAAUCUGCAUUUAAAUAUCAGCCAUCUUUCCUUUUUUGCUUCUUCCCUUUAAAAUUGUAUGUAUCCAGUACAUUUAACUGAUAAACAUAUAUGUUUUUUAUUAUGCUGAAUUUUCUUUUUAUUUUUUAAUUACUGUUUAUAUUUUCAAUUAUAGAAAAAUGUACAAAAUGAAGUUAUAUAGCCAGUCUGUAAGUGCUAUACCAUUUUCAAAAAAUGUACAAUAAUUAACUGCAGUUCACCUAUUUACAAACAUUUGGAAAUCUGUUCAUUUGUUAUUCUUAAAACCACCUCAAAUUUAAAGGCUACCUUAUUGUACGUUUAAAGUGUAUUAUAACAGUGUGGUAGUUAAUAAAACACUAUUUUUUUUUUCUUUUGA
Opisthocomus hoazin is the source of this 3873-nucleotide messenger RNA. Lineage: Eukaryota; Metazoa; Chordata; Aves; Opisthocomiformes; Opisthocomidae. The record is from RefSeq and is a predicted model, not a curated record.